Messenger RNA from Gastrolobium bilobum, 1434 nucleotides. Its product is annotated as protein DETOXIFICATION 12-like. Gene Ontology annotation, biological process: xenobiotic detoxification by transmembrane export across the plasma membrane. The coding region runs from base 1 to 1434 and encodes 477 amino acids. Gene Ontology annotation, molecular function: antiporter activity; xenobiotic transmembrane transporter activity. The record is from RefSeq and is a predicted model, not a curated record. Lineage: Eukaryota; Viridiplantae; Streptophyta; Magnoliopsida; Fabales; Fabaceae. Gene Ontology annotation, cellular component: membrane. The transcript has 7 exons.
AUGGACGAUAGUUUAUUGGCUAAAGAGAUAGAACAGAAAACAGAGAGUGAGAAGCAGAGAGUUACAUGGAAUGGUUUCAGUCAAGAAAUAAAGAGGAUAUGUCAUAUAGCAGGGCCUAUGGUGGCUGUGACUUCUUGUCAAUAUUUGUUGCAAGUUGUGUCAACCAUGAUGGUUGGUCACCUUGGUGAGCUCUACCUCUCUAGCGCUGCCUUAGCCAUCUCCAUUGCUGGGGUCACUGGUUUCAGUUUUCUUAUGGGAAUGGCUAGUGGACUGGAAACUAUUUGUGGACAGGCUUAUGGAGCUCAGCAAUAUCAAAGAAUUGGAAUGCAAACAUACACUGCUAUAUUCUCUCUCAUGUUGGUUUGUCUUCCCCUGUCUUUCCUUUGGAUCAACAUGGAAAAUAUACUAGUUUUCAUAGGCCAGGACACUCUAAUUGCACACGAAGCAGGGAAAUUCACAAUUUGGCUUCUUCCGGCACUUUUUGCAUAUGCAAUUCUACAGCCGUUAAUUCGAUAUUUCCAAAUGCAAAGUUUGCUUCUUCCCAUGCUUAUAAGUUCUUGUGUCACUCUUUGUGUCCAUAUACCUCUUUGUUGGGCUUUAGUAUUCAAGACUGAGCUGAAAAAUGUUGGUGGAGCAUUAGCAAUUAGCAUUUCGAUAUGGUCAAAUGUGAUUUUUCUUGGAUUAUACAUGAGAUACUCUUCUGAAUGUGCAAAAACCCGCGCUCCAAUUUCUGUGGAGCUGUUUCAAGGAAUCCGGGAGUUCUUUCGCUUUGCUAUCCCUUCUGCAGUAAUGAUUUGCCUAGAAUGGUGGUCGUUUGAGUUGCUUGUCUUGCUGUCUGGGUUGUUACCGAAUCCACAACUUGAAACUUCAGUUCUAUCCGUUUGUCUCAAUACCAUUUCAACUCUCUAUACAAUACCCUUUGGAAUUGGUGCUUCAACAAGCACAAGAGUUUCCAAUGAAUUAGGAGCUGGGAAUCCACAUGCUGCUCGUGUUGCUGUGUUGGCUGGAAUGUCUCUUGCAGUCAUGGAGACAAGUAUAGUAAGUGCAACACUCUUUGCCUGCCGCCAUGUGUAUGGUUAUAUUUUCAGCAAGGAGAAGCAAGUUGUUGACUAUGUCACUGUCAUGGCUCCUCUGGUUUGUUUAUCUGUUAUACUGGACAGCAUACAAGGUGUUCUUGCAGGGAUUGCUAGAGGUUGUGGAUGGCAACACAUUGGGGUUUAUGUCAAUCUAGGGGCCUUCUACCUCUGUGGGAUUCCAGUUGCAGCCUCAUUGGCAUUUUGGCUAAAACUGGGAGGAAAAGGUCUUUGGAUUGGUAUACAAGUUGGUUCUUUUGUUCAAACAGUUCUACUUUCUAUCAUAACAAGUUGUAUAAAUUGGGAACAGCAGGCAAUCAAGGCAAGAAAGAGGUUAUUUGAUGGGGACAAUUCUCCAUGA